Messenger RNA from Anopheles cruzii, 1915 nucleotides. RefSeq names its product very long-chain specific acyl-CoA dehydrogenase, mitochondrial-like. The coding region runs from base 1 to 1887 and encodes 628 amino acids. The transcript has 3 exons. Gene Ontology annotation, molecular function: fatty-acyl-CoA binding; very-long-chain fatty acyl-CoA dehydrogenase activity; flavin adenine dinucleotide binding. Lineage: Eukaryota; Metazoa; Arthropoda; Insecta; Diptera; Culicidae. The record is from RefSeq and is a predicted model, not a curated record.
AUGCUGAGAACUUGUAGGAGUUUCAUUUUAACCGCAAACAUACGAUCAACAACGUUAGUGCGUUGUACCAGUCGCUAUGUAUCGACAAAUUUCGCGGCUACGGUCGAAAAAGUUGAACAACCGAAGCCGAACCGAUCAUUUGUGAUAAACCUGUUCAGUGGAAAGCUGCAAACGGCCGAACUGUUCCCCUAUCCGGAGGCGCUGAACGAGGAACAACGCGAGUACGGGCAAGCUUUUAUCGAUCCAACGGAAAAAUUCUACCAGGAAGUGAAUGAUGCAGUCAGAAAUGACGCCACUGGAACUGUGGAACCGGCUGUGGUGGAUGCUUUAUGGGACAACGGAAUCCUGGGCCCUUUCGUUCCAACGGAAUACGGUGGUCUGGGGCUUGCGAACUCGCAGUCUGUGAGAAUUUCAGAAAUUACCGGCAGCUAUGACCUGGGCAUGUCGAUCUUUACCGGUGCUCAUCAAACGAUCGGAACAAAGGGCAUCGUGCUGUACGGCACGGAGCAGCAGAAGCAAAAGUAUCUUCCCCAGCUGAGCUCCGGUAGGGUGUUUGGAGCGUUCGCUCUCACCGAACCUGGCACCGGGUCCGAUGCGGCGUCGGUCAAAACGAAAGCCGUUCUCAGCCCGUGCGGUAAAUACUACCUCCUGAACGGGUCAAAGCUGUGGAUAUCGGGCGGCUGCACUGCAAACAUCUUUACCACCUUUGCGCAGACAGAGUUGGUGGACCCGCAGACGGGCGAAAAGACAACCAAAAUGACCGCGUUCAUCGUGGAGCGAGCGUUCGACGGGGUCAGCAACGGGCCACCGGAGGAGAAAAUGGGAAUCAAGUGUUCGAACACGGCCGAGGUAUUUUUCGAUGACGUAAAGGUGCCGGUGGAGAAUGUGCUCGGUGAGGUGGGCCAGGGUUUCAAGAUUGCGGUGAAUAUCCUAAAUUCCGGUCGCUACGGAUUGGGUGCCAUGUUGGCGGGGUCGAUGAAGACCUGCAUUGAGACGGCGGCCAACCACGUAAACAACCGUGUGCAGUUUAAACGCAAGUUGAUCGAGUUCGAAAACGUGCAGGAAAAGAUCGCCCUAAUGGCCACACAGCAUUAUGUGGCGCAAAGCAUCACGUACAUGGUGGCGGCCAAUAUGGAUAAAGGAUCGGUUGACUUCCAUCUAGAGGCAGCGGUGAGUAAGGUUUUCUGCACCGAGGCGGCCUGGAACGUGUGCGACGAUGCCAUUCAGCUGUUGGGUGGCAAUGGAUUCAUGAAAGCCAGCGGUCUGGAACGGUUCAUGCGAGACAUGAGAAUUUUCCGCAUCUUCGAAGGGGCCAACGAUGUCCUGCGUAUGUUUAUCGCUUUGACCGGCAUUCAGGCGACCGGGAAAGGACUUCGUGAGCUGCAAAAGGCAAUGAAAAACCCACUCGGAAGCAUAGGGGUACUCCUGGCGGAAGGGUCGAAGCGGGCCGGUCGGAGAGUUGGUGUUGGUGGCGUCAACUUGACGCCAUUCGUUGCGAGUGAAUUGCAGACUGCAGCCAAGCAGUGUGGUGAGUGCAUGGACUUGUUUAGCCAAACCGUCGAAUCUCUACUGGUGAAGCACGGCAAAGGUAUCAUCGAGCGCCAGUUCCAACUGGCCCGGAUCGCCGAUAGUAUGAUCGAUAUCUACACGAUGGCGGUGGUGCUGUCACGUGCUACUCGUGCCGUUCAGAAAGGCCUUCCUUCGGCGGCCCAAGAAGUGCUGAUGACGCAAAUCUGGUGCCAGGAGGCAAGCGGCCGUGUGCGGGGCAACAUCAGCCGGAUUCACUCGCCCUCGGUUCAGCUAAACUACCAACGGAUGACACUGGUGGCCAGGAAUGUUUCGGAACGCAGCGGGCUAGGUUACACUAAUCCGCUGGAGAUUGAUUAAACAUUUCCUUUUCGGCGUACGCACUGAU